UUUUCCCACACGGCCACACCUGCCCCCGACGAGCGACACGCCGCCACGCCAUCGGCAUGGGCGGAGGCGCGCGGUUACCCCCACCUCGUCCUCCCCGACUUCACUUCCACCCGUCAACGCCGAUUCCCUAUCUGCACGCUACCGCGCCUGUCGCCGCCUCCUCCACCCUCUUUGUCCAUCGCCCCGCUCCAAUCCCGAGCGCCCGCGUCUCCCGCCCGCGCCGCCGCGCCGCCAUGUCUGCCACCACCGCCGCCGACUCCUCCUCCACCAUCGGAGUAUCGGAUGCCACGGGGGUCGACGCUCGCUCGUUGGAGAGCGUCGGGCAAAACGACCUACUGAUCGUCGGACCUGGCGUGCUUGGCCGGAUCGUCGCUGAGAUGUGGAAACAGGAACAUCCAGGUUCCAAUGUUUAUGGCCAUACUGCAACCACAGAUCAUCACUGUGAAUUAACUGAACUUGGUAUCAUUCCCUCCUUGAAGGGGUCCAUACCAGGUCCAAAAUUUCCAUAUGUUAUUUUCUGUGCUCCGCCAUAUCGUUCUGAGGAUUAUGCUGGGGACCUGAGAGUAGCAGCUUCGAAUUGGAAUGGAGAAGGCUCUUUCCUGUUCACCUCGAGUACUGCCGUCUAUGACUGCAGUGAUAAUGGAUUGUGCAGUGAGGAUUCUCCAUGCAUACAGAUUGGUCAAAGCCCUCGUACGGAUGUCCUUCUAAAAGCUGAAAAUGUUGUCCUUGAGGCAGGAGGCUGUGUUCUCAGGCUAGUAGGACUUUACAAAUCGGAUCGAGGUCCUCAUGUUUACUGGUUGUCAAAAGGAACCUUGGAUGCACGUCCUGACCAUAUACUCAAUCUGAUACAUUAUGAAGAUGCCGCCUCCCUUGCAAUUGCCAUCAUGAAAAGGAGAUUACGCGGCCGCAUCUUUGUGGGCUGUGAUAAUGAGCCUCUAUCUAGGCAAGAGAUUAUGGACCGUGUCAACAGAAGUGGAAAAUUUGACACUAAAUUCCAGGGCUUCACUGGGACUGAUGGUCCACUGGGGAAAAGGAUGGAGAAUUCCAAAACCCGGGCUGAGAUCGGAUGGCAGCCCAAGUAUCCAAGUUUCACAGAGUUCCUUGGUCUCAGCAAUCUCUAACUUUCAUGCGAUGUUGCUAAAUUCUUAUGAUUCAAGAUGAACACGGAUGCAUAAAAAAUGAUGAUAGAUUUGGACGUGAAAUGUUGAAUGCUCAUACAGUCACACUGCAGUUUUAGGCUCCUUUUGUUUUUUUUUCUGUUAGAUCAUGUAAAGCAUUGCAUCAUGGUGUGGCACAUGUACUUAAGUUGCCCUCUGUUUUCUUUUGUUAACUCACGAAAGCAUUGUACCUUCUCAUCUGUUCCAACACUUGUAAUUGUUUCCAUUGCUCAAUACCCCCGUCUCAGUGUC
This is a messenger RNA of Setaria italica (foxtail millet), 1409 nucleotides long. RefSeq lists its product as uncharacterized. The record is from RefSeq and is a predicted model, not a curated record. The transcript is spliced from 9 exons. Lineage: Eukaryota; Viridiplantae; Streptophyta; Magnoliopsida; Poales; Poaceae. The coding region runs from base 57 to 1121 and encodes 354 amino acids.